AUGGUGGCCAAAGACCCCACUACUUUAUACAUCAGAUAUGUGCAGGCUCAGAUGCUCAAACAUAAUAAUAAAUCAUAUACCUUACCUAAAAAAUACGUUGAAGAGGGAAGAGUGCUCGAUGAUCAGCAUGAAAAGCAUUUACAAAGCGUAAUCGACGCACAGAUAAGUCGUAUCUUGGAAGAAUCAAACGAUAAAAUCCUCGAUGCAUCAGAGAUUUCAAAAGAACCGGAGAAUUUGAAGGGUAACCUACAGCUUCUGGUUGACGGUUUCCAAUAUCGAGCCCAGGAAAAAGGGGAUGAGGCUCAUAGAGCAUUAGAAAAGCUGCAAGAGUGCGCGACUACCCAUGAUAUGGAGCUCGAGUAUGAUCAAAAGAUCACCGAAUCAGGUACCGAAGGAGUCUUGCCAAAAGACAAGCCCGGAGACAAGCCCGGAGACAAGCCCGGAGACAAGCCCGGAGACAAGCCCGGAGAUGAACUCGAAGACGAAUCCGAAGACGAAUCCGAAGACGAGUCAGGUACCAAAAUUAACUACCUCUUCGAUAAUGGGUCAGCCAAAGGCCUUUGGAGACGCAAUGGCUAUAGCUGUCCCAAAAAGGGUCGGUUCCGGUUAUUGUGGCAAGAAACAACAGCGCGUGAGUCUAACAGCAAGUACGCGGUCGAUGGCCGUCAAUGUAACUUUGGCGUAGAAAAGUACAAUGAGGAGAAAAGGGUCUUUUACCGGGAGAUUGUCUCCGCAGCAAAGGUAGCAGACUUAUUGGAAAUAUGGAAAACAGGCAACUCCAGCAAAAAGAAAAUGAUAUUAACGGUUGGAACUCAGCGGAAGGUCUACUCAACAAAAACCUCCGGACGAGUGACUGUGUUCCACUGGUGUGCAUAUAUGGAAGGUGCACAAAGAGACCAGAAUAAGGCCAGGCGCACUCCUGUGCUUAAAUGCUGCGUUGAGUUUGAGAAGGAAGACGGGCCGCAAAUCGUCCCUCUCUCUAAUUUGGAGAAGCUAGAAGACGUUUCAACCUUGAACAAGAUAUUUAUAUGGACGUGUAAAACAGAUGGAUUGCCAUUGCCUUCCAAGUGGACUCCGAAAGAAUGGAAGGAAAAGAACCGUGCAUAUUAUGAUAUGGGCGACGAUAGGGAGAGACUCAGAGGCGCCCCAGUUAUGUGGAGAGAUGUUAAAGAGGAAAUAUAUGAAGAAGAAGGUAUCGCAAAAAGUGUACCAAAUGGGCGUUCUGUAAUGGGUGGAGAAGGUGAGCCUAUUUACAAUCAGCAUAUAAUGCAAACCGUGGUGGGCAUGUUAGAUAAAGAAAGGGUACGAACAGACGCUCGCUUUCGACAGAUUGAGGGUAAUGUCCAAGGUGUGACGAAUACCCUCAAUGAGCAUGGGGAAUAUUUGCAGCUAAUUCUCGGUUUAUUGAAAGGCAAGACCACCACGAAAGAUGCAGGUGCUAAGCCCAAGGAGGAGGAGGAAGAGGAGGAGGAGGAGGAGGAGGAGGAGGAGGAGGAGUAA
This is a messenger RNA of Aspergillus oryzae RIB40, 1500 nucleotides long. RefSeq lists its product as uncharacterized. The transcript has 2 exons. NCBI's taxonomy places the organism in Eukaryota, Fungi, Ascomycota, Eurotiomycetes, Eurotiales, Aspergillaceae. The coding region runs from base 1 to 1500 and encodes 499 amino acids. The record is from RefSeq and is a predicted model, not a curated record.